Didymodactylos carnosus is the source of this 744-nucleotide messenger RNA. The record is from the annotation of a GenBank genome assembly. NCBI's taxonomy places the organism in Eukaryota, Metazoa, Rotifera, Eurotatoria, Philodinida, Philodinidae.
AUGGCAUUUGGUGCUUUCCCAUUGUCCGAAGCCGCACGUCAUGCUGCAGAAAAACUAAUCAUAUCUUGUUACGAUUCUGCAGCAAGAACACUGAACGAAACCCGAGUUUUUUGUGCAAAGAAAUUUAUCCAAGGAAUCUCAACCAAAUCUCUGCUAGAUCGGCUCCCACCCACAGAUGAUGUCUUCCAGUAUCACAUCGCACGAGCAAAUGUCCAAAUAAAUAUCUGGAUGCAGGCGUGUGAAUCGAAUAUGUAUUAUCCUGAUCUGAAAGGUAAUGGUUACGAGGAGGUCGAUGGUGAGCUGGUCAUCAAAUGGAAAAAUCUGGAAAGUUACCCAAAGUUAACCGGGUGUAAAUGUAAAAAAAACUGUAAAAACUGCGGUUGUAAGCAGUCGUUGUGUACGUUUUUGUGCAAAUGUGAUCCUCAAAAAUGCGUGAGGAGAACUUCCGAUACCACACAGCAACAACAAGCACAAGCACAGGCGGCAUUCUAUCACAGACAUGUUGCCACUCGUGUUAGAUUUCUCUGGAACACGAUGCUAAUCGAUGAUGAAGACAGCGAUGAUGAUGGAACGAUUGAUCAGCGAACGGUAGAGGAAAAUGUUAGUGGGAAUGACGGAGAUGACUCGAGUGAAUACGAAUAUCUAAAUAGUGAUAAUGAAAGCUGUGCUUAUGAAUUAUAUGGAAAAUUAAGAACAGAUAAAACGAACAGUUACGAAGAUGAAAACGAAGAUUUGUAUUUCUAA